Molecule: messenger RNA, 750 nt
Organism: Penicillium cinerascens
Lineage: Eukaryota; Fungi; Ascomycota; Eurotiomycetes; Eurotiales; Aspergillaceae
Product: triose-phosphate isomerase TPI1
Exons: 6
Coding region: 1-750 (249 amino acids)
Biological process (GO): glycolytic process; glyceraldehyde-3-phosphate biosynthetic process; glycerol catabolic process
Cellular component (GO): cytosol
Molecular function (GO): triose-phosphate isomerase activity
Source: RefSeq, a predicted model, not a curated record
AUGCCUCGCCAAUUCUUCGUCGGUGGUAACUUCAAGAUGAACGGUGUUCAGGAGAGCAUCACCAACAUCGUGAACAACCUCAACUCCGCCAAGCUCGACUCCAACACCGAGGUCGUCAUCUCCCCCCCCGCCGUUUACCUCGCCCUCACCCGCAGCUUGGCCGACCCCAAGAUUGGCGUUGCCGCCCAGAACGUCUAUGACAAGCCCAAUGGCGCUUUCACCGGUGAAAUCAGCGUUGAGCAUCUCCGUGACACCAAGGUUGACUGGGCUGUCAUCGGCCACAGCGAGCGCCGUGUUAUCCUGAAGGAGUGCGAUGAUUUCAUUGCCCGCAAGGUCAAGGCCGCCAUCGAGGGUGGCCUUUCGGUCAUCUUCUGCGUUGGUGAGACUCUGGAGGAGCGUGAGGCCAACAAGACCAUCGAGGUCGUCACCCGCCAGCUCAACGCUGCCGCUAAGGAGCUGAGCAAGGAGCAGUGGGCCAAGGUUGUUAUUGCCUACGAGCCCGUCUGGGCUAUCGGUACCGGCAAGGUCGCCACCACUGAGCAGGCCCAGGAGGUCCACGCCGCUAUCCGCAAGUGGCUCGGCGAGGCCAUCUCCCCUCAGGCCAAGGAAGACGUCCGUAUCAUCUACGGUGGCUCCGUCAGCGAGAAGAACUGCCGCGAGCUCGCCAAGCAGCCCGAUGUUGACGGCUUCCUUGUUGGCGGUGCCAGCUUGAAGCCUGCCUUCGUCGACAUCAUCAACGCACGCAUCUAA